Salarias fasciatus (jewelled blenny) is the source of this 1864-nucleotide messenger RNA. RefSeq names its product SET domain containing 7, histone lysine methyltransferase (gene setd7). Gene Ontology annotation, cellular component: nucleus; chromosome. Gene Ontology annotation, molecular function: histone H3K4 monomethyltransferase activity; chromatin binding; protein binding. The record is from RefSeq and is a predicted model, not a curated record. The coding region runs from base 118 to 1206 and encodes 362 amino acids. Gene Ontology annotation, biological process: peptidyl-lysine monomethylation; regulation of DNA-templated transcription; heterochromatin organization. The transcript is spliced from 8 exons. NCBI's taxonomy places the organism in Eukaryota, Metazoa, Chordata, Actinopteri, Blenniiformes, Blenniidae.
CUCGGCUCAGCGGGGUCAGCUGCUCCGCUCAGCCGGCUACCUGCGCCCCUCUCCGGCUGCUGACGCCCAGGCGGCUGCUCGGUGGUGCUGCGGCGGCCUCCCCGCACAGACCGCAGGAUGGACAGCGACGAUGAAAACAUGGAGGAGGCGGUGGAAGGCCCGCUGGAUGACGACGGCCAGCCUCACGGUUUCUGCACCGUCACGUACUCGUCCAGCGAUCGCUUCGAAGGACACUUUGUACACGGAGAGAAGAACGGAAAGGGCAAGUUCUUCUUCUUUGAUGGAAGCACUCUGGAGGGCUUCUACGUGGACGACGCCCUCCAGGGACAGGGCGUGUACACGUACGAGGACGGCGCCGUCCUCACCGGGACGUACGUGGAGGGCGAGCUGAACGGCCCGGCGCAGGAGUUCGACAGCGAGGGCCGUUUGACGUUCAAGGGCCAGUACCGGGACAACAGCCGCUGUGGGGAGUGCUGGAUCUACUACCCGGACGGGGGCUGCCUGUUCGGGAAGGUGAACGAGGACGGGGAGAUGAGCGGGGAUUCUGUGGCGUACGUCUACCCGGACGGACGCACGGCGCUCUACGGGACGUUCGUGGAUGGCGAGCUGAUCGAGGCUCGACUGGCAGAUCUGAUCUCCAACCAGAGCGGGAGGCCGCACUUCCAAACCGCCGCCAACAGUCCCGUGUACUCGUACGAUAAGUCCACGUCGAGCUGCAUCGCCACCCACGCGCUGCUCCCGGACCCGUACGAGAGCCAGAGGGUGUUGGUGGCGGACUCCGUCAUCAGAGGAGCGGGACAGGGCCUGUUCGCCAAAACGCAGGCCGACGCCGGCACCGUCAUGGCGUUCUACAACGGAGUGCGCAUCACACACUCAGAGGUGGACGCCAGAGACUGGGCUCUGAACGGGAACACCAUCUCUCUGGACGAGGACACGGUGAUCGACGUCCCCCCGCCGUUCGACCAGACGGACAGAUACUGCGCCUCUCUGGGCCACAAGGCCAACCACUCCUUCACCCCCAACUGCAAAUACGACCCCUUCCUCCACCCUCGGUUUGGACCCAUCAAGUGCAUCCGGACCCUCCACGCCGUGCAGAAAGGCGAGGAGCUCACGGUCGCCUAUGGUUACGACGCAUCGGGAACCGACGGCCCGGAGGCUCCGGACUGGUACAAGCGAGAGCUGGAAGCGUUCCAGCACAAAGGAUGAGAACGCAGACUAACCCCGACGCUGCUGGAAACUCCAGGAAACUCAAGAACUAUGCAAAGCCGACUAUGAGACGUGCUGCUCCGUCUGACUCUUCAUCACGUUCACUGAAAUCAGGAUUCUCAUCGUCACUACUGGUGCUUUUGGAAGGUCAACGUGGAGGAAAACUCAUUUCUCACCGUUUGAUACAGAUCCUCUAACAGGGCUCUCACUGGACUGAUCCUGAACCUCCUGGAACCCACAUAUCACAUGAUCAGCUAGUCCUCCAGGAGGAGUGUAACGCCAGAUCACUGACUGAUAGAAAAUAGAUUAGUUACAAACUACUUCCUAUUAUAAACCACUUCCUGUUACAAACCAUUUCCUGUUAUAACUCACUUCCUGUUACAAACCAUUUCCUAUUAUAAUCCACUUCCUCUUACAAACUACUUCCUGUUACAAACCAUUUCCUGUUAUAUCCCUGUUCCUGUUACAAGCUACAUUCUGUCAUACUCUUCCUGUUACAAUCCACUGUCUGUUACAGACUAUACUCUUUCGGUUUUAUACAGAACUCUGACAGAAUCAGGACGAUCUACCUUUGAAGAAAGAGCCUCAGAGCCUUUUCCACGUUUCUGAAUCAAUCAUCGGCGACCAUGCUCUCUCAGAAAUAAACUUUAGAUCAAGA